Molecule: messenger RNA, 1625 nt
Organism: Pocillopora damicornis (cauliflower coral)
Lineage: Eukaryota; Metazoa; Cnidaria; Anthozoa; Scleractinia; Pocilloporidae
Biological process (GO): regulation of transcription by RNA polymerase II
Cellular component (GO): nucleus
Molecular function (GO): DNA-binding transcription factor activity, RNA polymerase II-specific
Source: RefSeq, a predicted model, not a curated record
GCAUUUUGUCGUUUGCGGAAACCAAAAAAGAAAAAUAAAAAAAGAAAAAAUUAAGUCAUAUACCUUCUGACUGUGCUUAACAACCUGUUGUUAACCAAUCAAGUGCGCCUUUGUAAACAAUAACAAUAACCUGAAACAUAUUGAUGACACGCGCCGAUUGGAUACGAAAGAAUAAAAAAACUGAUUAUAUUAACACAUUACCAACGUUUGAGGAUUUAUAAACCUGUGCAAGCACGAGUGGCAACAUUUCCGAGAUUCCCAUUUCAAGGAAACGGCAGAUUCCUUUUGGCGUUCAUAUUCAGCUGCUUCUCCUAUCUGCUGAUCGAAAAGUUCAUAAAAAAUCCGUUGGUAUAAAUUUGGAAUCAAGGGAAGAUGCCUAAGUCAUUCCUGUUGCGGCGUCAUCUGAAGCAGGAAUGGAACAACAGAGAGGAUUAUUCCAUUGCUGGAUCUUUGCCACUUGGUCUUUGGCAUCGAUUGGCUCCAAGAGCAGGCUUUCUGGGCUCAUCUCUCCAAGAACAGAGUCCGUCCUCAGAAGAAGCUACGGACGUGAAUGGAAAUCACAAUGAGAAAUACUUUGAAGAGUGCGAUUAUACCAGCGAAUUGGCGCCAAGUCAAAAUCAAAAAGAGAGCAAGGCGAAGAUGAGCAAACAAAAAGAAAUAUCAAGAACAGAGAAGGAGGAAUUUAUCUGUGCAGCAACGAAAGAUAAAACGAGAUCGGGAAAAGGUUCCAAACGGUCUCAACACCGAGGGCUUGAAGAGCCAAGGAGUCUACGAGAAGGUUCUAAAAGAUUGUCUUCUUCGUAUCAAACGGGUCCUGUCAAGCAACCCUAUAAGUGCGAUCAGUGCGGUAAAAUUUUUAAGACGAAGUAUACAUUGACGAUCCACCUAAAGAUGCCAUCCCACACUGGCGCCAAGCCGUUUGUGUGCGCCAUAUGCGGCAAGGGAUUUCGAUUGUCAAGCACACUUUGUCGUCACAAAAUCAUUCACACAUCUGAGAAGCCCCACAAAUGCCACAUCUGCGACAAAGCCUUCAAUCGGUCAUCCACGCUCAAGACUCAUAUUCGCACUCACAGUGAUCUGAAAGAAUUCGUGUGUGAUAUCUGUGGCAAAGGUUUCCAUCAAAAAGGCAAUCUGCGCAACCAUGUUCUUAUACACACAGGAGAGAAGCCGUAUCGCUGCAAUCUCUGCGAAAAAGCCUUUAAUAAGCUAUCCAAUUUGAAGUUCCACAUGCACGUUCAUACGGAUAACGCCCCUUACCGCUGCCGAUAUUGCAAAAUCUGUUUUACACGGCGAUGUGAUCUCAAACUUCACAUCUCAGAGUGCAACCCGCAGCGCUGAAGAAGGAAAAAAAGCAAAAAAAUUCCAAAUCAUUGGCAUUAGGUGACAGUUAAUCGCCAUUAACACGUAAAGCAAAUGGAUGGUUCGCUGAUCAAAUAUUUAUGGCGACGACGCCAGAAAUUUAGAUGAACUUGCCUUCUUAAAACAGAAGAGUACCAAAAAAACAAAGAAAUGGUCCAAGAUCUGCCAAAACUGUUAUCGCAGAUACGAGCCAGUAUUUUAUGACUUGUGGAAUAGCUUGUCAGACAAGAAAUAGACAUAGAAAUUAAAUUUCUAAGCAAUUUUAA